Octopus bimaculoides (California two-spot octopus) is the source of this 1405-nucleotide messenger RNA. RefSeq names its product sorting nexin-6. Gene Ontology annotation, molecular function: phosphatidylinositol binding. The record is from RefSeq and is a predicted model, not a curated record. Lineage: Eukaryota; Metazoa; Mollusca; Cephalopoda; Octopoda; Octopodidae. Gene Ontology annotation, cellular component: endosome.
AUAAAAAGCUUUAUUCAGUACGAAAGCAUGGCGCACAAUUGUGUAAUGUUGAUAUUCGAUCGCUGCUGUCUUUACUCAAUUGUUAAAUCACGUGUCAUAAUUGUCGGGCAGCCAUGAUGGACGGACUAGAUGACAGUCCCGACCUUUUAGGCGGUGAUCAGAACAAGAGCCGUUCAGAAACAGUUGAUUUAUCCACAGACUCGUCCCUUGUUGUUGAUAUUUCAGAUGCUCUUAGUGAAAGAGACAAAGUAAAGUUUACUGUCCAUACAAAGACAACUCUUCCUCAGUUUCAAGAGCCAGAGUUUUCUGUAGUUAGACAACAUGAAGAAUUUAUAUGGCUUCAUGACCGUUAUGUUGAAAAUGAAGAAUAUGCUGGCAUUGUCAUUCCUCCUGCCCCUCCACGGCCAGACUUUGAUGCCUCUCGAGAGAAGUUACAAAGACUGGGGGAAGGGGAAGGUAACAUGACAAAAGAAGAAUUUACUAAGAUGAAACAAGAACUAGAAGCUGAAUACUUAGCUACGUUUAAAAAGACUGUUGCUAUGCAUGAAGUAUUUUUACAAAGAUUAGCUGCUCACCCAACACUUCGUGGGGACGUAAAUUUCCAAGUCUUUCUGGAAUACAGCCAAGAUCUAAGUGUCAGAGGCAAAAAUAAGAAAGAGAAACUUGGAGGUUUUUUCAAGAGCAUUACAAAAUCAGCUGAUGAGGUUCUUCUUUCUAAUCAAAAGGAUGUAGAUGACUUUUUUGAACAACAGAAAACCUUCCUAGUGGAGUACCAUGUAAAGAUUAAAGAUGCAGCCACCAAAAGUGACCGGAUGACUAAAACACAUAAAAAUGUUGCUGAUUGUUACAUACAAAUUUCUUCUGGAUUUGUCCAGAUUGCAACAAUUGAAAACACAGAAUUGGAAAAAAUUUUCACUCGGUUAACUGAAGCCUUAGAGAAAGCAAGAAAACUUGAAGGACGAGUGGCAUCAGAUGAAGAUUUGAAAAUUAGUGACACAUUGCGUUAUUAUAUGAGAGAUUCUGCUGCUGCUAAAGAUCUGCUGUAUCGCCGAUCACGGGCGCUUGCUGACUACGAACAGGCCAACAAAGCGUUGGAUAAAGCUAGAACAAAAAAUAAAGAUGUUGCUUUGGCUGAAAAGAACCAAUUGCAAGCUUUUGAAAAAUUUGAGAAAAUAUCAGACAAUGCUCGGAAAGAAUUAACAGAAUUUAAGACUCGGAGGAUAGCUUACUUUCGGAAGAAUUUUGUUGAACUAGUUGAAUUAGAACUAAAACAUGCAAGAGCUCAGCUCCAGUUGUUGAAGAAUUGUAUUGUUGCUAUGAAAGAAGAAUCUUAAUCAAAUGAAAGAUCUUUUGAAAAAUGUGGACAUAUAUAUGAAAAGUUUAUAUUCUGAACAAAAAGCCCCCC